UGUGUUUAUAACAAAAAGACUUGUAGGUGCUGCAGCGUGUUGGCGCACAAGAAGACAAAAAGGACAAACAAGUUCUUCCAGAUAGAGACAAGAACUGAAGCCAAAGCAGAGAACAUGGACCUGAAGAAAAUGCUCUCGUCGGAGCUGGGCCAGCGGGCGCCGAAAGACGUCCAGGAGCUGGUUCUGGAUAACUGUCGUGCCAGUAAUGGAAAGGUUGAAGGCAUCACAGAAGAGUUCUGCAAUCUAGAGACUCUGAGUCUCAUCAACGUGGGCCUGACCAGUGUUGCAGACAUCCCCAAACUGGACAAACUCAAAAAGUUGGAACUGAGUGACAACAGCAUAUCAGGCGGUCUGGAGGUUUUGGCAGAGCGUCUGAAAAACUUGACACAUCUUCACCUUAGCGGCAACAAGUUUAAAGACAUUAGCACGCUAGAGCCACUGAAAAAUCUGCCUCAGCUGAAAAGUUUGGACCUUUUCAACUGUGAGGUGACUAACCUGGCCGACUACAGGGAGUCCAUCUUCAAGCUCCUCCCCAACCUCACCUAUCUGGAUGGCUUUGACAUUGACAAUGGCGAGGCUUCUGACUCGGAGGGCGAUGUGGACGGGGCGGAAGACGACGAAGAUGGCGACACGGAAGACUUUGAGGAAGAGGAGGAGGACGACGAUGAGGACGUGGUGGCUGAAGAGGAUGACGAUGACGACGAAGAUGACGACAGCGCCGAUGAAGAGGAUGGACAUGUAAACGGAGAUGUUGACAGCGAGGAAGAUGUGGAUGAUGAAGAGGAUGAGGAGGACGACGACGACGAGGAUUCGUCUCCGGCCAAGGGAGACAAGCGAAAGAGGGACCCUGAAGAUGAGGGCGAUGAAGAAGAUUAAUUCCUAUCUGUCCAUCCUGUUGUCACCUCCCUCUCGGCCAACUUCUGGGCUGCAUUCCAUUUUUCUAACUGGUACCCCACUUUUUUAAAACCCCAAACUUUAUUUGACACCUGCACGUUGUCGUAUGAUCAAGCGUUUGUGAUGACAUCAUCACAAGAGUUUCUCAGGACUUGAAGUUCAUCAAUCACAAUAUUACAAAUGCCACUUUUUAGAUUUUGCCAAGACAAAUGAAUUAUUAUGCAAUGCCAGAGGUCAGCGCACCCUGACCCCCAACCCCCUCCUCCUGCUAUUAUGUCAACUGUGCCCCCUCCCCCCCCCAGCAGGCCGAGCGCUCAGGGCAUAAAAAUGUUUUGUUUUGUUUUUUUUUCCUUGCCAAAACAGCUUUUAAAAAGAUCUUUGUGUUUUCUGAGAAUGGUUUCAUUUUGUUGUUUGGGGGGCUCUUUUCACCUCUCUGCCCUCUUUGCCGUUUACACUGACUAUUUUUUUUUCUUUCUUUUUUUUUUACUUUCUGUAAGUUAAAGGAAAAACUACCAAAAAAAUACAAAAAGGACUUUGUAAAUAAAAUCUUAACAUUUUG
This is a messenger RNA of Doryrhamphus excisus (bluestripe pipefish), 1453 nucleotides long. RefSeq names its product acidic leucine-rich nuclear phosphoprotein 32 family member D-like. The record is from RefSeq and is a predicted model, not a curated record. Gene Ontology annotation, cellular component: nucleus. Gene Ontology annotation, molecular function: histone binding. Lineage: Eukaryota; Metazoa; Chordata; Actinopteri; Syngnathiformes; Syngnathidae. Gene Ontology annotation, biological process: regulation of apoptotic process.